AUGCAAUAAAUGGCAAGUGCAAUCAAGAAAAAUACUUUUUUAGAUGCAUAAUUAGAACCUGUGAUUGAAGAAAGUUUCGACAAAACUUCGCUUGAAAACUUCGUCAUGGAAACAUAGAAAAUAUCAUAAGCUUAAACCUCUAAGAAGCAUUAACCUCUUGAUAAUUCAGUUGACUUAAGAGAGUUCCCCAAUGCAGAUUUCUAUUACAAAUUGGUAGCAAAGGUUAACGGAAAAUACUUUUCAAUAUUCGAUUCAAAUACAGAAUAUGUGAUUGGAGCACACAUGGAAUAGCAAGUUAAGCCUGAUCGUGGAGGAGGCUAUUAUGUUUAUGGGAGUGUUUAAGAAGCUGUAUUUGCUGAUGUGCCGUUUAACAAGGGAGGCCAUUACAUAGCACCCAGAACAAUUCUGAAAGUAAUCGCAUGGGGUGAUCAAAUUAAAUAUACUCAUGGAAAGAUAGCAUUCAAUCAUUUACUUCCUGUUCAGGAUAUUGGUUUGCCAAUCGGCUAUAAAAAUAGCAAAGAGAGCAUUAAAUUGGCACUAAGGCACUAAGAGGAAAGGAAACUAAAGAGUAAGGAAUAUUAAUAUAAUAAUGGCCUUGUAAGAAAAAAGGCAAAGGUUGGCUAUGAAGCUGAUAAAUUUGAGAAUUAUUUUGGCACUAAUAGUAAGCCAGAGAGCUCUCAAUCAUUGAGGCCUUAAAGCUCAAAAUCUAAUUAUUAAAAGCGAGAAGUUGAUGUUAGGAUUACAAAUGAAAUAUAAAAUGGACUAAAUAAAAUGAUAGAAGAUUUAGAAAAUCAGUAUAGGUGA
Molecule: messenger RNA, 804 nt
Organism: Stylonychia lemnae
Lineage: Eukaryota; Ciliophora; Spirotrichea; Sporadotrichida; Oxytrichidae
Source: the annotation of a GenBank genome assembly